AUGGGCUGUGCGCCUAACGCUUCACAUUCUCCAGUCUUCUUGCUCCUUGUCUCAAGAACUAGACUCCCCCACAGUCUCCUCUUUUUCUUCUUCCUGGCUAUUUACCUGAACACCAUACUGGGGAAUGUGACUUUGGUGCUGCGUAUCUCCUGGGACUCCAGGCUCCAGUCUCCUAUGUACUAUCUGCUCUGUUUCCUCUCCAUGAUAGACAUGGGGCUGUCCACAGUCACCCUGCCCCAGUUGCUGGUCCAUCUAGUCUCUGAUUACCAAGCCAUUCCUGCUGCCCGCUGCUUAUCCCAGUUCUUUUUUUUCUAUGCAUUUGGAGUGACAGACACACUUGUCAUUUCUAUCAUGGCUCUGGAUCACUAUGUGGCCAUCUGUGACCCUCUGCACUACCAUUCAGUGAUGAAUCGCCAACUCUGUGCCCGCUUACUGGCCUUAUGCGGGAUGGUGUCCACAGUGCACACCAUGCUGCAUGUGGGACUCCUUCUGCCCCUUCUCUGGACAGGGAACACUGGGGGCAAUGUUCACCUUCACCACUUCUUCUGUGACCACCGACCACUUCUGCGAACAUCUUGCUCUGACAUACAUUCCAAUAUGCUAGCCAUAUUCUUGGAAGGUGGCUUCCUCAUGCUGGGCCCCUGUGGCCUAAUUGUGCUCUCUUAUGUCCGCAUUGGGGCCACCAUCCUAUGUUUGCCUUCAGCUGCUGGUCGCCGAUGUGCAGUCUCCACCUGCAGCUCCCACCUUACCAUGGUUGGCUUCCUGUAUGGCACCAUCAUUUGGGUCUACUUCCAGCCUCCUUCCCAGAAUUCUCAGGACCAGAACAUGGUGGCUUCCAUGAUGUAUCGUGCUGUUACGCCCUUGGCCAACCCAUUUGUGUAUAGCCUCCGCAAUAAGGAUGUCAACAGUGCCCUCCGCAGGCUGCUUGUAAGGGGGAGAGUGGAUUUGUGA
Messenger RNA from Choloepus didactylus (southern two-toed sloth), 951 nucleotides. RefSeq names its product olfactory receptor 1B1. Gene Ontology annotation, molecular function: olfactory receptor activity; G protein-coupled receptor activity. Lineage: Eukaryota; Metazoa; Chordata; Mammalia; Pilosa; Megalonychidae. Gene Ontology annotation, biological process: G protein-coupled receptor signaling pathway. The record is from RefSeq and is a predicted model, not a curated record. Gene Ontology annotation, cellular component: membrane.